AUGAACCCGAAUGUCAGCAUCGUAGCGACGAUGAAUUUUCAGAAUUCGACCAGCGAGAAUUCUGGACGAGCCCGAAUCCUACGUCCGGUUCGAGAUGUGACAAAUAAUUCGAAUCAAACAGUUUUGACGGCGAUGCGUAAAAGUGAGACGGCUGCUUCAUCGUCUUCAGCUCAAUCUCAGCAACAGACGGCAUCACAAAGGCAGCAUCAAAAACCGAGACAGACUCAACGUGAGAAUGGUGUUGUGACAUCAUCGGCUCCUCUCGUGAGAUCAUCAUCAGAGUUGAGUCGGAGCACAGUUGAAAACGAUAUAAAGAUAUUGGAGCAAUUGCUAAAACUUGUUCGAAAAUUGCGAGAAUAUAGUUUGAAGCAGCAACGCGAAUGUCUCAAAGUGAUGGAAUUUCCGAGAGUCAAAAAUGGAACGAAAAUCGAGCAAUACAAUUUGAUAACGAUGAAAACAUUUGAGGAGAUUCAGCGAAUUGCGAAGACACCGAUGCGGCGGAAUCCGAAUGUUCUUGCCGGCUUCAAUCAUUUGACCGCCCAUCAAUCGAUGGUUGAUAAUAAUUUUUGGAGUAGAAAUGAAUGCUCCACGAUGGAUGAGAUUGUCGACGCUUCAGCUUACCGAGAUAAUCUUGAGAAAACGAGCGCACUUGUGUAUGAGACAUUCAAGCAGCCGUUGAUCCAAAAGAAAUCAAUGUUUGCCGUUUCGCCGCCAGUGUCCAUCAACAAUUUUGCGGGUAUUCAACAGAAAUUCGUGCAAACGAUGGAGACGUUGAAAUCGAAAAUGAAUCGAGAGAAAACGUUUUGGAAAUUCACACAGAGCAACGAGUUGAGUUUAAGCGGCGCGUGUUUGACUUAUGAGGUUGUCUAUUCGCCGAAAAUGAGCGCCGGCGGAUUUGUGCCGUACUUCAAAUCAAUGAUAUGUGUGAAAAACGGUUUGUUGGCGGAUUUGGUGAUUGGUGCGACGAACGAGAAAUUGAUGGAUGAGGACGGCACGAAACCAUCGAAAUAUGUUGUGUAUCGUCAAAUGACGAAAUUUGUGAAACGAGCAAUUGUUGAGCGGAAUCGCGACUUCUUCAAGCAUGCUGUCAACUUUUAUCAAUGCAAUAACUACAUUCAACAGCUUACGACGUGCAUGAAGUCACCUUGUCAUCGUUGCAGAAAACUCCUUAACAAUUUCAUGCCGCCGACGAUGCUCGUUGCCGAGGAUUCGUCAUUUCUGCUUUAUCAUCCGUCAUGCUACAUGUAUAAACCAUAA
Caenorhabditis bovis is the source of this 1257-nucleotide messenger RNA. Lineage: Eukaryota; Metazoa; Nematoda; Chromadorea; Rhabditida; Rhabditidae. The record is from the annotation of a GenBank genome assembly.